This is a messenger RNA of Coniophora puteana RWD-64-598 SS2, 543 nucleotides long. RefSeq lists its product as uncharacterized. The record is from RefSeq and is a predicted model, not a curated record. The coding region runs from base 135 to 440 and encodes 101 amino acids. The transcript has 4 exons. NCBI's taxonomy places the organism in Eukaryota, Fungi, Basidiomycota, Agaricomycetes, Boletales, Coniophoraceae.
GUCCCAGCAAGUCCUGUGCGCACCAGACGUUUCCGUCAUCCCCUCCCACUACCCACCAUCUUAGGCUUUUAGUCUUUAAACCACUCUUCGGUGUCAUCGACUGCCCUUAUCUUCGUCAACAUCAAAACACCAUCAUGACUUCGACCGCCAAGCGCACCGAGAAGCUCACCGCUCUCCCUAGCCUUUCUUGCUCCCUCUCGAGUCUCCCUCAGGCUACCAGCCUCGACGGCAUCUCGCUUCAUCACAGCAUGUUUGCUCAACGCGCCGCAGAGAGUGAGGCCAAGCUGAAAAAAGCCCUCUCAAAGACUGCCUCGUCUCCUCAGGCUCACAACGCCAUUCCUCCAUACAUGGUUGUCCCCCAGCCAAACCCAAGCUCGCCAGGCUCUGAGCCACCUCUUAUGAUGAAGUCAUCAAAAAUUCUCGACAUGAUUGUCUCCUGAUUCCUCGUCGCCAUGCUUUCAUGCUAUCGUACUGUAGAUUUUUUCUCUCUCCUGCAUCGCCGUCCUCUACCUCUCUCGCCUCCACUAUGCGGCACCUCAUUCA